CCCGCACCUGCGCAAUUCGCAGCGACUUGAAGCCGAGGAUGUUGAUGUUUGUUUCUCCCGGCUGCAGGUUCUCAGAGUCGGGCACUCCCAGCACUGUCUUUCCCUCCGCAGACUAACACCACACGACAAACCAUGGCCGAGCAGCCCCCUGGAUCUGCUCCGCCGCCCAAGCUCGACGCUGGGCGGCUGCACCGGGAGGAGAUCGAGCUGGAGCAGGAGAGAGCAGAGUUUCAGCGCAGGAAGCAGCAGCUGGAACAGGAGUUCAAUCAGAAAAGGGCCAAGUUUAAGGAACUGUACCUAUCCAAAGAAGAGGAGCUGAAGAGACAGGGGGCGGCUCUGGAGAGCUCUCGGGAGGAGCUGAGCAGGCUGCAAGAACAGCUGGCUGAGGCUCAGGCUGAAAUGGAGAAUAUCAAGGCAGUGGCCACUGUGUCCGAGAGCACCAAGCAGGAGGCCAUCGACCAGGUCAGGAGGCAGGGGCAGGAGGAAAUGGCGUCUUUGCAGGCCAUCAUGAAAGAGACGGUUCGGGAAUACGAGUUGCAGUUCCACCACAGGCUGGAGCAGGAGCGGGCACAGUGGGGUCAAUACCGCGAGGCAGUGGAGCGCGAGAUGGCUGAGCUACGCCGCCGUCUCGCUCAGGGCCAGGAGGAGGAGAACCUGGAAAAUGACAUGAAAAAGGCUCAGCUCACCGCUACCACCCCCACGCUGACAAUCACCACGCAGCCACCUCAGAGCUACAGUGUCAAAGGUCAACGCACUCUGGGCAGCUUACAGUCAAGCCCGCAGGCGCUCGGCCAGUCUACCGGGGUUGCCGGUGCUCUCGGCCAUGACUUCUACCGGACCUGGCUGUAUUCGAGGUGUGACAGUGGCUCUGAUUUCAGUCCUCAGUCUCAGUGGUGCUGUGUGUUGUUCCUGCAGCUGCAGUCCAGUCUGGCAGAGAAGACUCAGCAGCUAGAGAGUCUCCAGGGUGUGAACAGCAGCCUGGAGGAGCAGCUGAGAAAGGAGACGAGCACCAAGACGAGCCUAGAAGGCCAGGUCUACGAAGAGAAGGAUAAAGCUCAGAGGCUUCAGAUGGAGCUGGACGUCAGCGAGCAGGUCCAGAGAGACUUUGUGAAGCUCUCCCAGACUCUCCAGGUCCAACUGGAGCGGAUUCGACAGGCAGACUCCCUGGAGCGCAUUGGAGCCAUUCUCAACAACACCAACCUGACAGACAUCAGCCAGCUCCCAGAGACAUGAUAACUCUGUGCGUGGGUGCGUGUGUGUGUGUGUGUGCGCGUGUGCGUGUGUGUGUGUGGGCAGAUUGUCUCUACUCUCUCCUUUCCGGUAAACAAACAAUAUUAAACCUUAUUUAACAAGCUGCUGAGGAAGCAUGGAGAUAACUGAGCUGUACAUUUUUAUGGAGCGAAGGGACCUUGUACAUGAUUUGAAGCACAGUAUAGUAAAGAGCUGUGUGAAAGAACACUAAUGAAGUGGUGUAUAAAACAAGCCAGGCAUGUAAAUAGGUCAUGUGUUUCUUGGCUCUUCUAAUAUUUAUACCUUCCAGCGUGGACCUGUCUGCCAUUUGGUCUGUCGUUCUCCCCCCCCAUACUGCCGACAGUGUUUAAAAGUGAUAGUGGGUUUGUUUUUAUUUGUCUGCACAUCCAGCAGGGGAGCUACGGGACUUAGAGCUAUACUAGUUCAUGUUGCUGAAUCUAUGGACAGUUUUUUUCAGAUCACAAAUAGAAUAUUGUCACCGGAAGGACUUGAUCAAGCCAACAUGUGGUUCAAAACCAAGCCCCCUUUUCUUAACGCUCUUUGAGGGUGAUCACUAGAGGCAGUCCAAGUCUGCAGGAAAAUAUGCAAAAAUCUGCGUAGAUUUGAAGUUGGUAUCUGAGGAGCAUCUUAUGUGUUUUAGUAUUUGUGUUAAUAAUGGCUUAUAAAAAUGUAAAUCAAGUAACCAUAAUCAUAUCAAACAAUGUGUGGGUUAAAUACUUUUUAGAAACUGUCAAACAAAAGCAUCCAUCACAGGAGACUUCUUAUUCGGCCACAUUUUCACUCUUAACUACAGUCUGCUUUCUAAAGGAGACCAAACAUCUCUUAAUUUAACAAAAGUGGAACUGAACUAAGUUAUAUUAUGCCAGGUAAUUUUAGCAGUCUCUUUAUGAUAAUUAUGGUGACGAUGUAGCUGCACAAUAUGGUGAAUCUGUGGAAGACUUCGAAUUCCGCGAUUUGUGAGGAAUUCCGUUAUCUGUAGAUUUGACUGUCUCAAGUGAUUACCUUUCUCACAGCUCUGCUCCGAGAAAUGCACUUUGGACAUUUGCAUAAGGCUGAUGGCAUAUUGGGUUGAAACUUAUUUGAGAGAGAGAGAGGCAGAGGGUUCAUUCUAUUCAUUAUGUUUAAUGUGACUACAUUUUUUUUAGCUAAUGCCUCGUGGCAAAUGCAUAGUAUCAUUUAAAAAUAAAUUGUAACUUCAUCGUUUGUACUGCAACUGUUAGGAAUAUAAUGAUCCUGACAGUUCAGCCAUAUUUGGAUGAUAAAGAUGGUAACAAAUUAUUUUAAAGAGGGUAUAGAAAGUCCAGACCGACAUUUUGUACACGGUCAGACAUGGCAUACAAGAAACCGAUCUUACUUAAAACACUCUUCUCUUACUGCUGAGUCCUGUAACUGCAAAUAGACCCUCAUCUGUGAUGGCUGGCAGUACAACAGAGAACUCAAAGCAGGUUCGUGUAAAAUAUCUGAGGUCUCUAAAUGGACAGGGUGGUUGCUCUAAUAAUACUGUGUGUGUGUGUAUUUGAUUUCCCCUGUAUUGUCAGAAGGGGUCCCUUUCAUUAGUGUCUCUCAGUGCGGUGUUGCAGGAAUUGCCUGUUCCAAACCGCCAGCUUUCCAGAGCAUAUUCAUAUCAGUUGAAACUUCUGAUUAAGAAGACUGACUAACGUGUGUGUGUCCCCUCCACUUCCAAAGCAAACAGGAACAUGCUUUCACUACAGCUGUCAGGACAGUUGCCGGUUUCAAACGGUACCAAGCUACCCUGAAAGAGAAGCAACGACGUCCUUCUGUGCUGUGUUUUCACUAUCCAAACCCUGAGGAGCUCUCAGUCACGAUAGUACCAGUUAUUAACGGAUUCUCAAUGCAGCUGAACUAGCUCACAUUAAAAUAGUGCUGGAACACCUAGUCAGCAUUCAAACAAACAACUCUACUGGUACAAAUGAGCAUGUUUGGAUUUGUUCGUAUAAGAGAAUUUAUAAAUGCCUGUAUCAACGAGAUCCAAAGAACAAUGCAUAAAUGAGGUCUGAAAUAAAUAACACACUCUUCACAGCAUAGAGAAGUGUUUCUCUUCUUUCUGUAAUAGGUCGUUUGAAGGGGUACUGGGUUUAUUAUACUUGCAAGAGAUUGUUGUACUGUAAUAUGGUAUAAAUUGUACUUAUAAUUCAAA
Polyodon spathula (Mississippi paddlefish) is the source of this 3409-nucleotide messenger RNA. Its product is annotated as rab GTPase-binding effector protein 1-like. The transcript has 9 exons. Gene Ontology annotation, cellular component: intracellular membrane-bounded organelle. The coding region runs from base 133 to 1233 and encodes 366 amino acids. Gene Ontology annotation, molecular function: GTPase activator activity; growth factor activity. Gene Ontology annotation, biological process: endocytosis. The record is from RefSeq and is a predicted model, not a curated record. Lineage: Eukaryota; Metazoa; Chordata; Actinopteri; Acipenseriformes; Polyodontidae.